Molecule: messenger RNA, 1677 nt
Organism: Fragaria vesca subsp. vesca
Lineage: Eukaryota; Viridiplantae; Streptophyta; Magnoliopsida; Rosales; Rosaceae
Exons: 7
Coding region: 1-1677 (558 amino acids)
Biological process (GO): regulation of DNA-templated transcription
Cellular component (GO): nucleus
Molecular function (GO): RNA polymerase II cis-regulatory region sequence-specific DNA binding; DNA-binding transcription factor activity, RNA polymerase II-specific
Source: RefSeq, a predicted model, not a curated record
AUGGAAGGAGAAGAUAGUGCUGCUUCUGAUCAUCAUCUUCACCAUCGUCAUCACGGUGUUUAUGGGUUUAGAAACAAUAGCAUACAAACUCCUCAUCACCAUCACCACCAACUCUUCCGGCCUGGUCCUCCGUUGACGGCCAUAGACAGGUUCCUGUGGUCUCAGAACAAUGCAAAGAACAAAGAGAGACUCAUCUCCUCAUCAAAUGGGUGUUCCUCAUUUGGUGGUGCGAUGGCUGAUCUGCAGCCUUGUUCGAAUUGGCCUCCGAGUAGUCUCGGAGAAGCCAGCUUGGAUGAAAUGCUCUUUAUUAAUCAUGGUGAUGCCAUGACUUGGCCACCAGAGAAAAUCCAAAACCCUAACAUGGUGUUCAAAGAAGAUCAGAUGAAGGUGGGUUCAAAAGGCGUCGGAAAGAGAGCUAAAAAGGGUUCAUCUGUGCCUUUAAUCAAAGGACAGUGGACAGAUGAAGAAGACAGAAAGCUGAUUAGGUUGGUGAAGCAAUAUGGAAUGAGGAAAUGGGCACAGAUAGCUGAGAAGCUUGUAGGUAGGGCUGGGAAGCAAUGUAGAGAAAGGUGGCAUAAUCAUUUGCGCCCUGAUAUCAAGAAAGAUAGCUGGACUGAAGAGGAAGAGAAGAUAUUAGUGGAAGCUCAUGCUGAGGUUGGCAACCGUUGGGCAGAGAUUGCCAAACGCAUUCCAGGAAGAACCGAAAAUGCCAUCAAGAAUCAUUGGAAUGCCACAAAAAGGAGGCAGAAUUCCAGGAGAAAGAACAAACAGACAGAUACCAAAGUUGGAUCAUCAUCAUCAUCAUCAAAUAAGCCUCCUCAACCUUCCAUACUUCAGAACUACAUAAAAAGCAAGAAUUUCAAUAACAAACCUAACAACAACUCUUCUUCCAAUGUUACCCCUACCCAGAGCAAUAUUAGCACCACUACCCCUACUAGCUCUUCCACUCUCACCCAGGAUGAACCUUCGAAAAUCCCCUUCAACAUUGUGCUCUCGGACCCAUCGGAUUUAUCUAGUUGUGAUCACUCUCCAUUGAACAUUGCAGCAGAUUCAUACAAUGAUGAUGAACUUCUCUUCAUGCAGAACUUCUUCAACAACAACAAUAAUCAAGCAGCAGCUUCUGCAACUGAAAGGAGAGAGAUGGAUCUGAUUGAGAUGGUUUCUUCUUCGUCUUCUUCCCAGUUUGCUCAAGGCUGGAGCUUUUCGUUUUCUGUUUCGGCAUAUGCAGGAAAAUACCAAUGUGGUUCAGUUCUUGUUGCUCAAAUGGUAGCGUGGUUGUCGUUCAGUUUUGUUGGGUGGUGUUCGGAUGGAACCGAAUGUCGUUCAAGAACUCUUGCUAGAAGAGAUCGGGUUCCGAUUCAAUCAGCGUAUGGGAUCCAGGAACGCAAGCUGUCGAUCGCCGAUGACGACAAGCUACUAGAUUGGCGAUCGGAUGGGCGAGCUUUCAACUUGAAGAGAGAGAUUCGUCAAGGUGGUGUUGAUUUCGUGGUUGGGUAUGGCAUGGCUUCUCUCCGUUGGAGGCGUCAACGGAGGCCGUUGUCGAGGCAACGGUGGAGGUCGACGAUGGGAGUGCUCAGGGUGCCAAAGAUGGAUUCACAAACAUGGGCUUGGGCCAUUGUGGGCUUGGCUGGAGAGCAUUGGGUUUUGGACCUUAGGCCCGCUCAUUGUUGGGUCUGA